This is a messenger RNA of Dentiscutata erythropus, 462 nucleotides long. The record is from the annotation of a GenBank genome assembly. NCBI's taxonomy places the organism in Eukaryota, Fungi, Glomeromycota, Glomeromycetes, Diversisporales, Gigasporaceae.
AUGGUUUACUCUUUUCUUUCUGUUGAUCUAAUUUACUUACAACUUCAAAGCAAAAAAAAAAACAUUAUCGAUAAUCCAGUAUUUUAUCUAAAUGAAUUUAAUUUUGUUUAUAAGCUUCAUAGUGAAUUAUAUCUAGAAAAUAGACAAAAGGCAGCAUCUAUCGCACAAAAUAAUAGAAUUAGAAAAAUAAUAAAUGAAAUUAUUCAAGAAAUUACAAGAAAAAAGAGAUUUGUUGUAGUUAGACAUGAUAUAACAACAAAUAUUCUUCCAAAUACUGAUAUAAAAAUUGUCCUUACAGCUAAUCUAAUUACACGUAUUAAUAGAAGAUGUGAUGAAACUAAAAGCACAGCUACUGAAAUUACUCGCAAUAUUUUAUUUAGAGAUGAAAAAUUAUACAAAUUUAUUGAAGAUGCAAUUAAAGUUUCAACAUCUAUCGACACUACAUAUUUAUCAAUUAACCAA